Molecule: messenger RNA, 3482 nt
Organism: Pseudonaja textilis
Lineage: Eukaryota; Metazoa; Chordata; Lepidosauria; Squamata; Elapidae
Gene: LIMK2
Product: LIM domain kinase 2
Biological process (GO): actin cytoskeleton organization; protein phosphorylation
Cellular component (GO): nucleus; cytoplasm
Molecular function (GO): ATP binding; protein binding; protein serine/threonine kinase activity
Source: RefSeq, a predicted model, not a curated record
CAGGAGCAUCUCUCGCCCUCCAUGGUUUCCGUGGCUGCAAUUCCACCCUUUGCGGAUCCGUUGUUCCUUCCGUUCAGGUAUCCGCCUCUCUUGUGAAGAAAGCUCCUCCUUCUCUUCCACCCUCGCCGGAGAAUUGCAAAGGGAGGGAACUUGCUCUGGACUUCCUUGGGUGGCCCCUCCGCAAGUACAUUGGCCCUCCCGCACAAUUCCCAGUGGAGCUGCCCUUCGGGCAGUUCUGGGGAAGGAGACCAUGGGAGCUGGGGCGAGUCCGCCGAGGACCCCCUGCUGGCCCAGCAACUGGCAUUCCCGUGCGAACACCUGAGACACUUCCGGAGAUGAAGUGCACCUUUGCCAGGGCUGAGUAGACGCAGUUGGGCAGGUUUGCUGCUGAGCUGGUUUGGCCAGUGCUCUGGAGAUGGGAAGCUACAUGUCUGCCUGGGCUUAUGUCACGCCAAGGAAGCCCUUUUGCUGCUCCGAGUGCCAGGACCUCCUCACCAACUGGUACUACGAGAAGGAGGCCAAGCUGUACUGCCCCAAGGACUACUGGCGGAAGUUUGGGGAGUCUUGCCACGGCUGCUCGCUGCUGAUGACGGGGCCCGUCAUGGUGGCUGGAGAGUACAAGUACCACCCGGAGUGCUUUGCCUGCAUGCAGUGUAAAGCGAUCAUUGAAGAUGGUGACUCCUACGCUUUGGUGCAGCACUCGGCUCUCUACUGUGGCAAGUGCCAUAACGAGUUUGUGCUGACUCCAAUGCUCGAGCGACUGUCAGCAGAGCCCCUGUGCGAGCAGCUGCCGUAUACCUUGACGCUUCUCUCCAUGCCUGCAGCCACCGAUGGCAAAAGGGGGUUCGCUGUGGCUGUGGAAGGGGGCUGCUCCCCCUAUGCUGCUACCGUGGAAGUGAAGGAAGUCAACCGAAGGCACAUCAGCCCCGAUGUCCAAAAUGCCAUUCACCCCGGGGACAAAAUUCUGGAGAUCAAUGGAAACCCAGUCCGCACACUGCAAACUGAAAAGGUCAAAGAACUGAUUCACAAGACGAAUCAAACCCUUCAGCUGUUAAUCGAACACGAUCCGGUCUCUCAGCGUUUGGACCAGUUGCGCCUGGACUCCCGGCUGUCCGGAGGCAAUAAGAAGCCCUCCACCCCUUCUAUUUCUGCCUUGGAGCUCAAGGAGAACCUGGAAGGGACCCUGCGGCGGCGUUCCCUCAGGCGAAGCAACAGCAUCUCCAAGUCCCCUGGGCCCAGCUCCCCUAAGGAACCGCUCCUCCUGAGCCGCGACAUCAGCCGAUCGGAAUCCCUUCGCUCCUCUAGCAGCGGUUCUCAGCAGAUCUUCCGCCCCUGCGACCUGAUCCAUGGGGAGGUGCUGGGCAAAGGUUUCUUCGGCCAAGCCAUCAAGGUGACUCAUAAAGCCACAGGAAAGGUGAUGGUGAUGAAGGAACUGAUUCGCUGUGAUGAAGAAACCCAGAAGACCUUCCUAACCGAGGUGAAGGUGAUGCGCAGCCUGGAGCACCCCAAUGUCCUGAAGUUCAUUGGAGUCUUGUACAAGGACAAGAAGCUGAAUCUUCUCACCGAGUACAUUGAAGGGGGGACCCUGAAGGACUUCCUCCGGAACGUGGAUCCAUUUCCUUGGGAACAGAAGGUCAGCUUUGCCAAAGGAAUUGCCUCUGGAAUGGCUUACCUGCACUCCAUGCGCAUCAUUCACCGAGAUCUGAACUCCCACAACUGCCUGAUCAAACUGGACAACACAGUGGUAGUCGCAGACUUUGGCCUCUCUCGGCUGAUUGUGGAGGAGAGGAAGAGGCCCUCCCUGGAGAAGCCACUGGCCAAGAAGCGGACGCUGCGCAAGAGCGACCGGAGGAAGCGCUACACUGUGGUCGGGAACCCGUAUUGGAUGGCCCCCGAGAUGCUGAAUGGGCAGAGCUACGAUGAGACGGUCGAUAUCUUCUCCUUCGGGAUCGUGCUCUGCGAGAUCAUAGGACAAGUGUACGCCGACCCGGACUGCCUCCCUCGCACCCUGGAUUUUGGCCUCAACGUGAAGCUGUUCUGGGAGAAGUUUGUUCCCAUGGAUUGUCCUCCAGCCUUCUUCCCUCUGGCAGCCAUCUGCUGCCGGCUGGAGCCAGAGAGCAGGCCGCCGUUUUCCAAACUGGAGGAUUCCUUUGAAGCCCUUUCUUUGUACCUGGGAGAACUGGGCAUUCCCCUCCCUUCAGAACUGGAGGAACUGGACCACAGCGUGAGCGUGCAGUUUGGCCUGAUUCGGGGGGACAGGCACUCCGACGAUCUGACAUAAAUCCCACCUCUCGGCCUUCGCUGUGCGGCUUCUUUGCACGGAUCGUCCUGGAGGCAGCAGAAAAAGCCUCCAUCUCAGCUGGUUUUUGGUUUUUUUGGGGGGGCGGGGGUGGGGGGGACAACAGGAAGGCGGCCUCUUACUUCUCUCCACCACCGUCAGCCCCCAAGGGCACUUCCUGAAAGCACCGUUGUCUUCUUCACGCCACUCGCUUCUCAGUACAGAUGCUCUGCCUUUGGGGACCGAGUUCCCCGGAAUCCGGGUGUGGACCUGCCUUCCAACACGAUACACUACAGGUUGUGAUGCCUCCUAGUUGGGCUCACAAAGCAGAAGCCCACCAGGAUGCACACCUCGGGGUUGCCUUUGACUGUGACUCCCUGUUCUGCCAGAUCAGGCAAUGGGAGGGCGACCCGAUGGCGUGCACCCCCCACUCCAGAGGAGAACGGCUGAAUUUUGCAGUUCGUCUCCCAGGAACAGCUCCGGACCACCUUCUGUCUGGCCAAAGAACUCUUUACGCACUGUGGGGUAUUUCAUGUCUGCCCUGUGGCCCAAGCGCUGUAGGGACACAGACCUGGGUUGGGGGCACCUUCUCCAUUUGAGGGAUGGGGGGUUGAUGGAAAUGGAUCCCUGGAAAGGAAGCGCUUCUAUUCCCAAACUGGCCGGGGUGGAGCAAUCAACUUGGGCCGCAGAUCUGAAAGACUGGCGCGUUAUAGAGUCACUACCUCUGUCCUCCAUUUCAAGCCCCUCAGAGAAACACUUGGCUGGGUCCGCCUUUCCCCGCCCUCUUCCAGGUGGAGAGAGGAAGCUGCGCUGGUUGCAUCCCCCCCCCCUCUCUGCAAAAUACAUUCAGGGCUACUUAAAGGUUGGCAAUAUUUAGACCCCUGGACGUUGAACAUCUCCCAGCAGGUCUGGCCACACGUCCCAAGGUUGUGGGUUAUAGUUCACUGGUAUCUGGAGGGUCUUCUAUUUCCCCCCCCACACCCUUUCAUGCUACAAGAAAUCGAAAUUAUACACUGGUCUAGGGUGCGAGUGCACCAAGUCUGGUGCAUCUUAGACCAGAUUUCAUUUCAUUCUUAAAAGGUGCGCACAAGCACAUGCACUAUAAACGGGCCAGCUACAGGAAACCUGGAUCAUGCGGUCAAGAAAGAUGACGUGACUGUUCUAAGCGCACCAAUUUUUGUCUAAAUUAAAAGCAAUAAACUUU